AUGAAUCACGAAGACGAUAAUGAUAACAUUCCAGAAUAUAAUGACGACUCAGAUGAUGAACUUAACAAUAAAGCUUAUAAUAUUCAAAAACCUGACUAAAUGGUUGCUAACCAUUCUUCAUUUAAUGACUUUAAUUUGAAAGAAGAUUUGCUAAGAAGUGUAAAAGAAGCUGGUUUUGAAAGACCAUCUGAAGUUCAAUAUAAUUGUAUCCCGAAUGCAAUUCAUGGAACAGAUAUAUUAUGUUAAGCAAAAGCCGGUACAGGAAAAACAGCAGUUUUUGUAUUGUCAAUUUUGAAUUAAUUAUCAGAUGAUACUCCUCCCUAUAGUUGUUUAGUAUUAUGUCAUACACGAGAAUUAGCUUUUUAAAUAAAAAACGAAUUCAAACGCUUAGGUAAAUAUACAAAUUUCAAGACAAGAGCUAUAUUUGGAGGAGUAGAUGAACAAGAUGAUAUAGCAAUUUUAAAGUAAAAAAAACCACAAAUUCUAGUUGCUACACCAGGCAGAUGCUUAUCUUUGAUGAAUAUGAGAAAUUCAGUUAUAGAAAUUAAAAAUGUAAAAUAUUUUGUAGUUGAUGAAUGUGAUAGAGUAAUGGAAAGUAUUAAAAUGAGAUCUGACGUUUAAGAGAUUUUUAUGAAAUUACCUUUAUAAAAAUAAGUUAUGAUGUUUAGUGGAACUAUUGCUAAUGAUAGUAAGAAAAUCUGUAGAAAAUUUAUGAAAGAUUAAUUAGAAAUAUUUAUUGAAGAUAAUUCUAAAUUAGUAUUACAUGGUUUAGAAUAGUAUCAUUUAAAAUUAGAAGAAAAGUAAAAAAUUCCAAUUUUAAUUUAAUUCUUGACUUAAUUAUCAUUCAAUUAAGUUAUUAUUUUUGUAAAUAAAGUGGAAAGAGCUAUGUAUCUUUCCAAAUAUUUGCAAGAUGAUAAAAAGCUAGAAAAUUCAGUUAUUUAUAGAACUUUACCUUAAGAAUAAAGAACUAAAGUUUAUUAAGAAUUUAAAGAAGGGAAAAAAAGAAUUUUAGUUGCUACUGAUUUAUUUGGUAGAGGUAUUGAUAUUGAAAGAGUCAAUUUAGUUAUUAAUUUCGAUAUGCCUGAAAAAUAAGAUGAUUAUAUGCAUAGAGUUGGUAGAGCUGGUAGAUUUGAAACUAAAGGAACUGCUAUUUCUUUUGUUUCUACUAAAGAAAAUGAAUAAGUUUUGAAAGAUAUUUAGGAUAACUUCUCAACUAAAAUAAGUGAAUAUAAUUUAUCGAAUAUUUCAAGUACUCCAAAGAAAUUAGAUAAACAAGAAUAAAAAUAUGAUUAAUACGAUUCUCCAAAAGCCGAAUUUUAAAAAACUUAAAAUUAAUAAUAGACAGUAAGCGGGUAAUUAAAAAGAUGCAUUCAUGAGGAUAAUUAACCAGUAGACGAAGAAGUAGAAUUUGUAUAAAAUACAUUAGGCUAAAACAAAAUAUUUAAAUUAUAAAUAAUUCAUAUGAAAAACGGUGGUUAGUAUGAAGGUGAAUGGAAAAACGGGAUGAGAGAAGGUAAAGGUAAACAUAUAUGGCCUGACGGUAGUUUUUAUAAUGGAGAAUGGAAAGAAGAUAAAGCCCAUGGGUAUGGAAAACUAAUUCAUGUAGAUGGUGAUAUAUAUCAAGGAUAAUGGGAAAAUGAUAUGGCGAAUGGAGAAGGGACUUAUUUACAUAGUGGAGGGGCUCAAUAUUAAGGACAAUGGAAAAAUGACCUUUAAAAUGGAUACGGGGUUGAGACUUGGCCAGAUAAUGCAAAAUAUGAAGGGAAUUAUUCGAAUGGGAAAAAAAAUGGUAAAGGGACUUUGUAUUUUGCAGAUAAAAGUAAGCAUGUAGGGGAUUUCUUAGAUAAUGAAAUUUCAGGAUAUGGAGAAUAUUAUUGGUAGGAUGGAAAAAUUUAUAAAGGAUAUUGGAAGAAUAAUAAAAUGAAUGGGAAAGGUGAAACUAUUUGGGUAGAUAAAAAAAGAUAUUUAGGGGAUUAUUUAGAUGACAAAAAACAUGGAUUUGGGAUUUUCGAAUGGGGAAACGGAAAAAAAUAUGAGGGCGAAUGGAGAAAUGGGAAAUAACAUGGGAGAGGAGGUGAAAAAAAAGAAGGAAUAUGGGAAGAUGGGAAAAGAAUUAAAUGGAUUAUUGAUGAAUGA
This is a messenger RNA of Ichthyophthirius multifiliis, 2136 nucleotides long. RefSeq lists its product as hypothetical. The transcript is spliced from 12 exons. The record is from RefSeq and is a predicted model, not a curated record. Gene Ontology annotation, molecular function: RNA helicase activity; ATP binding; nucleic acid binding. NCBI's taxonomy places the organism in Eukaryota, Ciliophora, Oligohymenophorea, Hymenostomatida.